AUGAAAAAGAAUGUGAUUGUAGAUAGUGAUGAGGAUGAUGAUUUCAGUAGUGAUAAUGAAGACUCUAACCCCAAAUCUGAACAUCAAGAUCAACCAAUUGGACCCCCGGGCUCAGCUCCACCGGACCAGAUGUUUGAAGAUCCAAAGGAAAUGGUUCAAUCCGUCAAGAAAUUUGCUUGUGAUCAUGGCUAUAUGAUCUCUCUCAAGACAACUAAACAAGUAAUGAGACUAGAAAAGCUUUUAAAUGCUCCAGAGGAGGUCUUCCAGCUCAAGCCAAUCAAUCCUCUUCCAAAUUAA
This is a messenger RNA of Puccinia graminis f. sp. tritici CRL 75-36-700-3, 297 nucleotides long. RefSeq lists its product as uncharacterized. Lineage: Eukaryota; Fungi; Basidiomycota; Pucciniomycetes; Pucciniales; Pucciniaceae. The transcript has 2 exons. The record is from RefSeq and is a predicted model, not a curated record. Bases 1 to 297 code for a protein of 98 amino acids.